Stylonychia lemnae is the source of this 3195-nucleotide messenger RNA. The record is from the annotation of a GenBank genome assembly. Lineage: Eukaryota; Ciliophora; Spirotrichea; Sporadotrichida; Oxytrichidae.
AUGAACUUGGCUUAAAUCGAAAAGAAAUUUCACUAGUUAGAGGUGAAGGAAAACUACAUGCGCUAUUUCUAUAACCCCUAGUGCAGGAAAAUUCUGGGGCUCAAGCAACAUGCCUACAUUGAGGAGCUUUAAAAAGACUACGAUUAGGAUGUUAAAACAUUUGGAAUGGAUCCAUUCGUUUAUACUGAGGCUGCACCAACUCAGGCUUAGACGAAAGCAGUUAAUGAAAGCGUUAUUACAAAAUAAUCACCUUAGAAAAAUGGAGUUAUAUCUCAUGAUUUUGACGAAGAGUACCAAUCAUAGGUGUUGAAUAGUGCCUUGAAGCAUGAAUAGUAGGAUAAUUAGGGUGAAGAAAAUAUUCAGAGAACUUCAACUUAUGAUUAGGCUGAAGGUGAUGAAGAUGAAUAUUAAUAGUUCUAAAGUAAAAGGUAAUCAGUGGGCAACAACAAUGGAAUUAAAAACUUAGAAGGCAUGACUAUUAAUUAACGUAGGAGAUUGCUAUCAAGUAUUAAAAUAUCCAAAUUCUACAACAACAGACCUAAGACAUCCUCUCAAAAUGCUAAGAGAAAGUAAUAGUCUUAUGAUGGCUUAUUUUCAAAGGAGGGUAAAAAUUUGAUAGAUCAGUGCAUUCCUACAAAAUUAGUGCUAUAGCAAUAUUAGAUUCAAGAAGCUAGGAAAAAGUAACAAGUUAUGAGUUUAACAGAGGAUCAGCAUUAGUAAUAGCAGCAAUAUCCUUAAUCACCUCCCCAGACAUACUAUGGGUAAAGUUUCAACAUUAAUGUAAAUGAUCAGCACUAAUUUAUCUAGCCAUCAAAUUAAAAUGACAACCAGCUUAUCAUGCAACUGUACAAAAUUAAAAGUAACUCUUUCUAUAUAUAUCUUAUAUUUCUUGUUUUAGUUCCUCAGCAGAUCCUAGCAAUCCUAAGGAAUUACAUAUCAGGUAACAUUAAGACAACUAUGCCAACAACUCCUGUUUAAGAGAGGAAACUCAGUCCAAGAUUUUCAAAAGUUGGUUCAUAAACAAAGAAUUAGUUCUCAAACUAUGAGAUAAGAAGUAACGCUACUUAAUUAAUACCAUCAGAAGAAUUUCAAGAAACUAAGCUUGUUGAGCAAUCUCCAGUGAUUGGGAGAGAAUCUUAAAUUAUCAUCAAUGGAUAAAAAUAAGAGUCAAUGUAGGCUAUUCCUGUUCAUACAUAAAAGGCUUAAUAGCUUCAAUAAUAAAAUUUAUAAGAAGGCAACAUUGAACCUAUCUUACUAAGUAAAACAAUCCUGAGAGAUUAGCUUGAUUAACUUGCAUUUAAUAUCAAAUUAACCGAUUUAAGUGAUGUUGAGAAUCCAUUUGUCAUUUAUGAGAAUAAAAGAAUCGACUAAGAAGGCUAUAUCAUAUUUGAUAAUUUAGACUGGAAUGUACUUAAUCCAAUUAGAAUGUUUCCUUGGCUUUCACAUGCUAAGGAUCUUGAGAAAAGAACCCUGAAAAUUGAAGUUACGUUUUAAUCGGAGUUAGUACUAUUAAGAUUCAUUCAUCUUGAUAAAUUUUAUCAAAUGAAAUUUCCUUAAAUUAUGCUGGAGAUUACAAAUAAUAUGAUCUAGAACUAAAAUCUUAUCUCUAAGCAGCAGAAAUAAUAAUAGCUGUAGGCAGCACAGUAAAAUAUUGCUUAGCAAUCAAAUGAUGACUUGAUUGAUUUGGGCUCCUAAGAUAGGAAAGAGGAUGAAGAUGGCAUUCUUAUACUAAAAAGAAUUGAAUAACAUAAGCUUAGUGGAUAGCAACUUUUACAAAAUGAAAAAGUUAAAAAUUCUAUUGAUUCUCAUGAAGGAUUUAAAGGAGUUGCCCUCACCUCCAGCUCUGGAAAUAUUCCUAAUUUGCAUGAGCAUUAUUAUUGCCUCAAACCAAUGAAGAAUGAAGCAUUAAAACUAAUAUUAGAUCUGAAAAAUUAUAGAGUAAACAUCAGAAAUAUCUACGAUGAACUAAUGAGCAGGAAAAUUGAAAUAACUCCACCUUAGUUAAAAUAAUUAAGAAUAAUUAUCGAAUACACAGAUUGUAUAAUAUAAGCAAAAGAUUUACUUCAAUAUGAAAUACUAAUGAACGAUAAUAAAAGGUAAAAUAUAGUUCAAGACGGAUAGAAUAAUAAUAAUGGUGAUGAAUAAGGCUUAGCUUAAAAUGGAAAUACAAGAAUUUCAGAUCUAUUAUAGAAUAAAAGCAGACCUUAUUCUUAGGGAAGAGUAAUCUAAUAAAGAGGAAAUUAACAAGGAUUUAAUCCAAUAUUAAUGGGUAAAAGGUUAAGCAACUCCAAUCAAACAAUUUUCACAAGCACAUAAUAUACAAGGCAUGCAACUUUAAAUCCUAAUCUCUAAGGCCGUUAAGAUCCAGAAGAUACAAUAAAAAAUUUGAUGGCUAAAUAUGGACAGAACAGAAGUGUUUAAUUUUACGUUCGGAAAGAGCUUGAUGCCUAAUUAGCUGAAAACAGAAAAAACUAUCACGACAAGCCUCGAUCAGCUGCUAUUAAUAUGAGAGAUAAUCGCAAAAUAUAUCAUCAUAUGAACUAAAAUGUCCUGUAUACCAAGCCUAUCUAACUAAAUUCAAGUUUGACUAACUACAACUAAACAACUGCAUCAGGCAUGUCCAAGUUUUAGUUUGAGGUAAAUGCUUCAUUAGCACAAAAGAAACAUAGAUAACUAAUAAAUGAAAUGCAAAAAGGAGAGAUUGAAUUAGAAAGAUUUACUAGAGAUAUUGAUGAUUAGGUAGUUACUCAUGGGCAAAAUAAUUAAGGUGAUAUCCCUGAUUUCUUCCAAUCAGUUAAGAGUAGUUCAAUGGGUGGAUUUGGCAAUGUUCAAGGAUUGUUUGAUGAACCAAAAGAAUAUAUGAAUUUUCCUUACUCUAGAGCUUAAGAUGUGCUUGGAGCUAGUCUAGCUACUCCACCUUAAUUCUUCAAAGGAAACACUUUAUCAGGGACCGGAGCAAUUAUGAGUGGAGGACUAAUGACUAGAAAGGCUAACAGAGAUAUUUUUUAUUAAAAGAAAGAUUCCACUUACAAGCAGAGACCAAGUACUCAGGGGAGAAUAAUAUUCGGAAAUGCAGGAAGUUUGCUGGGUCAAAAUCAGGUUAGAAAAAGUGGCCAGUUCAACGAUGGAUCUUUAGCAUAUUUUGAUCAAGGUAAAUAAGUAUUUGGAAUCAAAGGUAAGAGCAAUUUCAGCUGA